Messenger RNA from Misgurnus anguillicaudatus (oriental weatherfish), 3003 nucleotides. RefSeq names its product ras homolog family member F (gene rhof). Gene Ontology annotation, molecular function: GTPase activity; GTP binding. NCBI's taxonomy places the organism in Eukaryota, Metazoa, Chordata, Actinopteri, Cypriniformes, Cobitidae. Gene Ontology annotation, biological process: small GTPase-mediated signal transduction. The record is from RefSeq and is a predicted model, not a curated record.
GUAUCCAUCUGUCUCCAUCUGUGCACUCCACCUUCUGGAGACGAAAGAAUGUGAAAAAUGAAGAUUUUCAAAGCUCUUACUCAUUGUACCCAAGCUUUGCCCAAAGUAAACUCAUGACAGUCUUGAGGGUGUGCUCGAGCCUUUAUUUACUCCGCCUGGUGAUGCUAUAGACAACAUGUGAAGACAGGGAAACACACGCUUAUCUAGUUUAUUGAAAACAUAGUCACAUGGUUUAAAAAAAAAUGAUUGUAAGUGAGAGGAGGAGGAAGUGAGCACUGAAAAGCCGCAUUCUUACCUGACACAGUUUUACUCUCACAAUAUGCUCAACACUGUUACCAAUGAAUUUAUUUAACACUUUUGUGAACGUGGGCACCUGUCGGAGGAACUGACUCGGCCACAGAGGCCUCACUGAAGGAGAUGACACAAAACGGGACUGUAGCCGGCAAUGGCACUCAUAUGGAUGAACUUAAAAUUGUGAUCGUUGGAGAUGGGGGUUGUGGAAAGACAUCACUGCUCAUGGUCUACGCCAAAGGAGACUUUCCAGAGAAAUACGCACCAUCUGUGUUUGACAAAUAUGUCACCACUGUGACUUACGGAGGUAAAGAUAUUCAGCUGAACCUUUACGAUACAGCAGGUCAAGAAGACUACGAUCGAUUGAGACCUCUCUCCUAUCAAGAUGUAAACCUUGUCAUCAUCUGUUACGACGUGACUAAUCCAACAUCUUUCGACAAUGUCACGAUAAAGUGGUACCCGGAGGUCCAUCAUUUUUGCCGCGACACCCCUAUUAUCCUUAUCGGAUGCAAGACGGACCUGAGAAAGGAUAAAGAGAAGAUGAGAAAACUCAAAGCCUUGGAUAUGGCUCCCAUCACCUACAUCCAGGGCGAAGAGACCCAGAAGCAACUGAACGCUGAGGUAUACCUGGAGUGUUCGGCUAAAUACAGAGAAAACGUAGAGGACAUUUUCAGAGAAGCCACUAAGCGGGCGUUAGCUGCCAGGGCCAAAGCAAGACACGCCCGAAAAAAGAGGAAACGCUGCAGCAUACUGUGACCACUGCAUAAAACACAUGUUAACUUUUGUGAUAUUUAAUGAAUGUUUAAAACAAAUGAAAAAAAUGGCUGAGCCGUCUGAAAGGAUGUGGUUUACAUGCACGGCUUAGUGACUGACGGCGGGAACCACGUGGAUUUUAAUGAACUAAGCCACUUCCUUCUUUGCAUGUUGUUGACGAAACGACCUGAUGAAAUCCAAAGAUGGGAAUCCAAAGAGAUGAAAAUUUAACGUAAAUGCUGCUGUUGUUUCAGAAAAGACCACAGACUGAUUAUGGGAUGUCCACAAACAAUUUACACUCAAAAAAGUAAUUUAACCAAAGCUGGGUUGUUUUAACCCAUUGUUUGGUCAAAUAUGAACAUUUUCUGGGUUAAUUUAACCCAACGACUGGUUCCGUUUUGAUCCAUAAACGGUGUGUAAAAAAUGGCAUUUUUUAGGGUGUAGUCUGUUGUGAUGUGCACACAACUACUGAAGUUCAGUUGCUUGUACAUCGUGCACUGGGAUGUAACGUGUUAAUGUUGUGCAAUUUGCAUGAUUUUCAUGCACAACAGUUGCUGUUUGUGUAAAGUUGCACAAAAACCUACUGUGGUUGAACCAUAGUACAGUUAAAGGUGCAGUGUGUAAUUUUUAGAAGGAUCUCUUGACAGAAAUGCAAUAUAAUAUACAAAACGACAUUAUCAUGGGUGUAUAAAGACCUUUUUAUUAGUGCUGGGCAAAGAUUAAUCGCGAUUAAUCGCAUACAAAAUAAAAGUGAUUUUUGGCAUAAUAUAUGAGUAUGUGCUGUGUGUAAUUAUUAUGUAUAAAUAAAUACACACACAUUCAUGUAUGUAUUUAAGAAACAUUUACAUGUUUAUAUAUAUUUAUUUCUAUUUUUAUAUAUUCUAAAAAAUAAAUUUAUUUAAAUAAAUAUGUUAAAAAUAAAAAUAAUAAUUCUGAAAUGAAUAUAUGAAUGUGUGUGUGGUUAAAUAUACACAAUAAUUAGACACAGUACACGCACAUAUAUUAUGCAAAAAAAAUCACUUUUAUUUUGUAUGCGAUUAAUCGCGAUUAAUCUUUGCCCAGCACUACUUUUUAUAAUGAAUUAUUAUGUUUUCAUUGCCUUAGAAUGAGAUGUUUUUAUCUACAUGCACGAGGGUCCCCUUACGUUGAAGUCGCCAUUUUGUGCCACCACGUUUCUACAGAAGCCCUUAACGGACAAACAUUUUUGUCUCGGACGAUGACAUGUUUUUCCAGUGGCGGCUACUGUAGCUUCUCUAUCCAUUUCAAAAGCGAGGGGUGAGCAGUGGACUGAGCCGUUGGUUGCAAUUCGCAAUCUCUCCACUAGAUGCUGCUAAAAUUUACACACUGCACCUUUAAAGUGUCAAAUAUUUAGAUCUAUGCUACUGAAUGAAUACCAUAUUCAUGUACGUGGUGUUUACAUUGAACACCUAUGGUAUGAAUACCAUGGUGUUACCAUAGUACGUGGUAGUACUGUGAUUAUUUUAUGUUAAUGCUGUCUUGGUUUCCACUAUUUUCUAGAAAUAUAAAUUUGUAGAUCACAACCAUUUCAAAGGAUUUUUAUUCUUUUCAUUUAACAAUUUUAACUUAUUUUCAGCCCAGCAUUGUGCCAGAAAUGAAUUGAAAUUUAAUUUGACCUGUGUUGGGUUGUUUUAACCUCAAAUAUAAAACUUUUCUGGGUUAAUAUAACCCAAUGGCUGGGUUUAUCCUUUUUUGACCCUAAAGUGGGUUAACAAAUAGGCCAGCACUUUUUUUUAAAGUACUCACCUGUUCAAAAAGCGUUUUUUAUUUUGUGUAGGCUACAGUGUAAACCAUUUUCUGUCCCACUCCGUGUUUAGAUUGCACAAAUAAACAAGUGAAACCAUAUUUAAAGCUAUAUAGUGUUUGUGUGUGUAUUAGUGCCAAAAAAGUUUAAUCGCGAUUAAUCGCAUACAAAAUAAAAGUUUGUGUUUGCAUAAUAUA